This is a messenger RNA of Lachancea lanzarotensis, 5298 nucleotides long. RefSeq names its product LALA0S16e00386g1_1 (gene FKS3). Gene Ontology annotation, cellular component: plasma membrane; 1,3-beta-D-glucan synthase complex. Bases 1 to 5298 code for a protein of 1765 amino acids. NCBI's taxonomy places the organism in Eukaryota, Fungi, Ascomycota, Saccharomycetes, Saccharomycetales, Saccharomycetaceae. The record is from RefSeq and is a predicted model, not a curated record. Gene Ontology annotation, molecular function: 1,3-beta-D-glucan synthase activity. The transcript has a single exon. Gene Ontology annotation, biological process: fungal-type cell wall polysaccharide biosynthetic process; (1->3)-beta-D-glucan biosynthetic process.
AUGGCGACGAUAGACGUUCGGUACCCUGCUUGGUGCCAGGAUGACGAAGUUCCGGUAACACAGGUGGAGCUAAAAGACAUCUUUGCGGAUUUGACCGCUAAAUUUGGCUUCCAGCAAUCGUCAAAGGAGAACAUGUUCCAUCAUCUUUUGUCGCAAUUGGACUCUCGAGCCAGUAGAUCUUGUGCGCCAAACGCCCUUGUAUCGCUCCAUGCGUCUUAUAUAGGGGGCGACGAAGCAAAUUUCAAGAAAUGGUAUUUUGCCGCGCAGCUCGAUCUCGACGAAGAGGUAGGAUUCCAGAACAUGAAGCUACAUGGAAAGGCUCGCAAACAUAACAAGGAGCUUGCAAAAAAGCGUGGCGUGUCGACUGACGAGCACCUUCGAAAAUGGAAAGAAGAAGAAGAGGAGUUUAUCAAAAACCAUCCUAACGUAUCGAAUAUUGUGCCGACAAAGUUCAAAGAAGACUUGAACUAUAAGAUCACGGGCUUGAAAUGGAAGAUGAAAAUGCGUGCAUUGGAGCCAGCACAGAUGGCUCGUCAGUUGGCACUAUACUUUUUGUGCUGGGGCGAAGCAAAUCAAAUACGGUAUACUCCAGAAUGCUUGUGUUUUAUUUUUAAAUGCGCCCUGGAUCAUGAUUGUAGCACCGAAGACGUUUGCCAGAAGCCCAGGCCCGAAUACUUUUAUCUCAAUGAAAUCAUCACUCCAUUAUACCGCUUUUUACGGUCUCAGGUGUACGAAGUUGAGUCAAAAAAUGGUAAAUUAACCAGACUUGAAAAAGAUCAUAAGGACAUAAUAGGGUAUGAUGAUGUUAACCAGCUGUUUUGGUAUCCAGAAGGCAUCGAAAGACUUGUUCUUGAGUCAGGAGAACGGCUUAUCGACAAGCCACGACAUGAAAGAUUCAAUGCCCUGAAAGAUGUUCAAUGGCCUAAGGCCUUUUACAAGACUUACAAAGAAACAAGAACAUGGAUGCAUUGCGCGACGAACUUCAAUAGGAUCUGGAUUAUCCACCUUUCGACUUUUUGGUUUUUCACCUCUUUCAAUGCACCAACCCUUUACACAAAGGACUACGUCCAGUUGCUCGACAAUCCUCCAACACAGCAAGCCCGGCUAUCAGCGAUGGCUUUAGGCGGAACCGUUACUUGCGUCAUCCAGAUAAUGGCCACAAUUUUUGAAUGGACCUUCGUGCCACGCAAAUGGCCCGGUGGUCAACAUUUGACUAAAAGAAUGUUAGGACUGGUGUUCUGUUUGGUUGUGAAUAUCGCACCUUCCAUAUACGUUUUUGGGUUCUUUGACCUGGACGUUCAUUCAGGCCAUGCUUACGUCGUCUCGAUACUCCAGCUUACCAUCGCCAUUCUGACCACUUUAUUCUUCGCGAUAAGGCCUUUGGGGGGGAUUUUUGGUUCUUAUUUACACAAAGGGCAAAAGAAAAGGCGUUUCACCUCUUCACAAGUUUUCACUGCUCAAUUUCCAAAGCUGACAGGCCGCAGCAAAUGGUUUUCUUGGGGGUUAUGGGUAUUCGUCUUUGUUGGCAAAUUCAUAGAGUCGUAUUUCUUUCUCACGCUAUCCCUACGGGACCCCAUACGCGUCUUAUCCAUAAUGGAUAUGAGCAGAUGCAGAGGAGAUACAUUGGUUGGCACACAUAUUUGCCGGCUCCAACCAAAAAUUACACUUGGCAUUAUGAUUUUGACCGAUUUGGUGCUCUUUUUCCUUGAUACUUAUCUGUGGUACAUCAUCUGCAACUGUAUCUUCUCUAUUAUCCUGUCGUUCUCACUGGGCACCUCAAUUCUCACUCCCUGGAAGAAUAUUUACUCAAGACUUCCGAAGCGAAUUCAUUCCAAGAUUUUGGCAACUUCAGAGAUGGAUGUUAAAUACAAACCCAAAAUUCUGGUUUCGCAAGUUUGGAAUGCUAUCGUAAUUUCGAUGUACAGAGAACACUUGCUGUCAAUUGAGCAUGUCCAAAGGCUUCUUUACCAGCAGGUUGAUUCAAUGACGCAUGAUAAGCGAGCUUUAAAGUCGCCAACGUUUUUUGUAGCACAAGACGACUCCACUUUCAAAUCUAUGGAAUUUUUCCCGGAGAAUUCCGAAGCGGAACGCCGCAUAUCGUUCUUUGCGCAAUCCCUUUCUACACCCAUAGCAGAGCCGAUGCCUGUAGAGUGUAUGCCCACUUUCACCGUUUUAGUUCCACAUUACUCCGAAAAGAUUUUGUUGUCUUUGAAGGAAAUCAUAAAAGAAGAAUCAACAAAAUCGCGUAUCACUCUACUUGAAUAUCUUAAACACCUUCAUCCAACAGAGUGGGAGUGUUUUGUUCGGGACACUAAGCUGUUGUCCCUAGAAGUUGAUUCGGACCACGAUGACCCAGAUCAAGACUUGGAGUCGCUAAAAGAAAGCCACGACGAUUCCACUAAAGAUGCAAAUGACAGAUUCAAAUUCAUGCAGAGUAAAAUUAGGGACUUGCCUUAUUAUUGCAUGGGAUUCAGUAAAUCUAAUCCGCAAUAUACCUUGCGGACUAGGAUUUGGGCAUCUUUGAGAUUUCAGACGCUAUACAGAACAAUUACAGGAUUCAUGAACUACUCUAAGGCAAUAAAGCUGUUGUACAGAAUUGAAAAUCCCUCGAUGGUUCAAGCUUUCUUCACUAAUUAUGGUGAUAUGGAACGAGAACUGGAGAAUCUUUCCAGAAGAAAGUUUAGAAUGGUUGUUGCUAUGCAACGGUACUCAAGGUUUGAUAAGGAUGAGAUGGAUGCUACAAACUUGCUUUUACAAGCUUAUCCCGACAUGUGCAUUUCUUAUUUAGAGGAGAACGCAGUAUCAAAUGGCGAGCCAAUAUAUUACUCUUGUUUGAUUGACGGACAUUGUCAAAUCGACACAGUCAGCGGUGCAAGGAUCCCAAACUUCAGAGUUCGGCUAUCAGGAAAUCCAAUACUUGGUGAUGGGAAGUCAGACAAUCAGAAUCACUCGUUGAUUUUCUACCGUGGAGAAUACAUUCAAGUUAUUGAUGCCAACCAAGACAACUAUCUCGAAGAAUGUUUGAAAAUAAGAUCGCUGCUAAGUGAGUUUGAGGAGCUCGACAUCGAAGACGAAAACCCAUAUAUGUCUGAUAUCGAUGACAAGGAAAAAAGCGCACCCGUUGCAAUUGUGGGAGCUCGAGAGUAUAUUUUCUCAGAGAAUAUUGGUGUACUAGGCGAUGUGGCGGCGGGAAAAGAGCAGACAUUUGGCACGCUUUUUGCGAGAACACUUGCGGAGAUUGGAGGUAAAUUGCACUACGGUCAUCCUGAUUUUCUUAACGCGAUCUUCAUGACGACAAGAGGAGGGAUUUCGAAAGCUCAAAAGGGGCUUCAUUUGAAUGAGGAUAUUUACGCCGGGAUGAACGCAGUAUGCCGUGGAGGUCGAAUAAAACAUAGUGAUUAUUACCAAUGCGGUAAGGGACGAGAUUUGGGAUUUGAAUCUAUACUGAAUUUCACAACCAAAAUCGGUGCUGGUAUGGGAGAGCAGUUGCUUUCAAGAGAAUAUUUUUAUCUUGGAACCCAACUCCCGAUUGAUCGCUUUCUUUCCUUUUUCUAUGCACACGCAGGAUUUCACCUUAACAACUUGUUCAUUACGCUGUCUGUUCAAAUCUUUUUUGUUCUUCUUAUUAAUUUGGGAGCUCUUAAUCAUGAAACCAUAGCAUGUUCCUACAACAGAGACCUACCUAUAACUGAUCUGCAACAUCCGAUUGGAUGCUACAAUAUUGAGCCCGUACUCCAUUGGGUGUCAAUUUUCGUUCUCUCCAUCUUCAUUGUUUUCUUCAUUGCCUUCGCUCCACUACUGAUUCAGGAGUUGCUUGAAAGGGGCGUUUGGAGAGCCAUCUCACGGUUUUUACAUCAUUUGCUGUCACUGGCAUCGUUUUUUGAGGUGUUUGUUUGCCAAAUAUAUGCGAGUGCUCUUCUCACAAACGUCACGUUUGGUGGAGCCAGAUAUAUUUCCUCUGGUAGAGGGUUUGCCAUAACCAGACUAGACUUUUCUCAACUUUACUCCAAGUUUGCAUCAACCUCAAUCUACUCUGGAGCCAAAAUCUUUUUGAUGUUGAUAUUUGCCACAAUAUCCAUGUGGCAGCCAGCUUUACUUUGGUUUUGGAUCACGGUGAUUUCCAUGUGUCUUGCGCCAUUUCUCUUCAAUCCAAACCAGUUUACCUUUACGGAUUUUUUCGUAGAUUACAGGAAUUUCAUUCAGUGGCUCUCCCGUGGCAACACCACAUUCGAUUCAGGUUCUUGGAUAGAGUACGUCAGAAAUUCGAGGGCAAGAUUCACGGGAUUUAAAACCAAACUGAUCGAUGACAUCUCUGAAAAGAGUGGUAAAGAGACGAAAAGGGCGACGCUUGCUGAUAUUUUUGUUGCAGAGAUUUUAAUCCCGGCGGGCGCCACUGCUCUCAGUCUAACUGCUUACACUUUCAGCAAUGCACAGACAGGUGUAACAUCGGCCAGACCAACAGCAGCGAUUGUUCGGCUCGGGAUCGUUACAUUCUUCCCCAUCGUCGCAAACAUAACGAUGCUGCUCAUAUGCUUCUCCCUUUCAUGUUUUGCUGCUCCACUUUUAUCCUUGUGCUGCAAAAAGACGGGCGCAACAAUAGCCGCCUUAGUGCACGCUUUUUCGGUUAUAGUUCACCUGGUAAACUUCGAGCUCAUGUGGUUGCUUGAAGGAUGGAGUUUUGCUCGUGCACUUCUCCUUCUGAUAGCCUUUAUCAACUUUCAAGAGCUGUUGUUCAAAGUGUUUACAGUACUUUUCUUGACGAGGGAGUACAAGAACAAUAAGUCCCAUUUGGCCUGGUGGUCUGGAAAAUGGUACAACACGGGCAUGGGUUGGUCGGUAGUGCUGCAGCCUACACGUGAGCUAUUUGUGAAAAGUAUCGAAUGCAGUCUUUUCGCCAGCGAUUUUAUUUUGGGGCAUAUGCUUAUGUUCGUCCAGCUCCCGUUAGUGUGCACACCAUUCGUCAAUCACUGGCACUCGGUGAUCCUGUUCUGGAUGAAGCCAAAAAGUCUAGUCUCCAACAAGCUAGCAUAUACCAAGAAACAGAAACGAAAGAGAAGUCGCAUAGUGCGGAAAUACUUUUUACUCCAUUUUUCGAUGUUGCUGAUUUUCCUCGGACUAUUGGUGAGUCCAUUUUUUGUCUCGCGGUAUAUGCCUGAAGGACCUGAAUUUUUCCGAGAGACACACCUGGAGGGUCUUUUCCAGCCUUAUGGCCAGGACAAUAAUGAUACGGGAUCAAGGGCGCCAGCAAAUAUUCUCACCACUUCACCCCCGAUGCCAGUGUUCAAGACCGUUGCAUAA